Molecule: messenger RNA, 1413 nt
Organism: Mytilus trossulus (common blue mussel)
Lineage: Eukaryota; Metazoa; Mollusca; Bivalvia; Mytilida; Mytilidae
Product: orexin receptor type 2-like
Exons: 2
Coding region: 236-1324 (362 amino acids)
Biological process (GO): G protein-coupled receptor signaling pathway
Cellular component (GO): plasma membrane
Molecular function (GO): G protein-coupled receptor activity
Source: RefSeq, a predicted model, not a curated record
GUUGAUGAGUUAAGACGUGAAUCAAGAUGUUGCCAUCUAAAACGAAAAAUUAAGAAAUUCUACAUCAAAUACGAACACUUCUUUAAGUGAUAACUUUUGAAGAAGAAAUUUACAGCAUUUGGCAAGGGAUGUAGUUGAUCUGAUUUUUCUGUGAAUGCAAAAAUAAAUGGUAUUUUUUUUAAAUUUCAAGGAAUUCAAACUGCAAUAACUUAGCCUGUAUUAACUUGCAACAACCAUGGGGACUGAGAAUAUUACAUAUGUCGAAGAAUCUUACUAUAAUGUGUCUGCUGUAAUGCCGGAACCACCACUGUAUAUUGUAAUUGUCGCAAGUAUAAUGUAUGGACUUACAUUUUUUCUUGGACUAUUCGGUAACUUAAAUGUGAUUAUUAUCGUCUACAAAUACAAAACAAUGCGAUCGCGGAUGAAUUAUUUUCUUGUGAACUUGAGCAUAACUGACUUUUUUGUUUUAUUGGUGUGUAUUCCAUCUGCAGCUGUGGAUCUUUUUGCUAAGGAAGUCUGGUAUUUUGGAGAAACAAUGUGCAAGAUUGUUCCCUUUCUGGAGCAGGUGACAACUCUUUCCUGUGUUCUGACCAUUCUUGCAAUUACUUUGGAUCGCUACAAAGGAAUUUGCUAUCCACUGAAAUAUGACGAAGGACGACUGCAUAAUAUUGGUACCCAGUUACUGAUAAUUUGGGCAGUAUCAAUAUUUGUGUGCAUACCAGUGAUAUUCAUCCCUGUCUUCCGAGAUUCAAACUUCCACGAUGGAACACCAAUCCAAGUCUGUCGAAUGCCAAUUAAUCAUAUGUGGCAGUUAGUCUAUUUUAUCUUGAUUUUUGCGGUGUUUUUCUGUUUCAUGUUUAUUAUGCUUCUAUUUUUCUACGGCAAAAUCUGUAAGGCUUUAGGGGAACGCAAGAAGUUCAUCAAUCUAUCUGCAGACAGAUAUGCCAAAAAAAUUCUCAAGGAAAGGCGGCAAAUGGUUAAACUGAUGCUAGCAGUUGUAGUCAUGUUCUUUAUUUGUCUUCUACCGCAGAGGGCUGUUAGUCUGUGGCUGAUAUUUGCAGACAAAUCAAACAUUAUGUCGUUACAGCUGGAAGGCUAUCUACUUUUAAAGACCUUUCCUAGAGUGUUAGUAUAUAUGAAUAGUGCGAUUAAUCCUAUCAUAUAUAACUUCAUUUCUACAAAAUUUAGAAAAGCAUUUUUAAAUAUACUGUGUAUCAAACAUAAACUGUAUUCUCUGACAGAUGUUUCGAUGGUGAGACGGAAAAGUUGUUACACUGACGUAACAGAACUAACAGGCAAUGCAAAAUUGAAGAACAACCGCUAGAGGUCGCAUUGUUUAUUGUUUAUUUAGUUGACUCAGUUUUCUCUUAAUAAUUUCAUUGUCAAAUUUCUAGACAGAGUGCUUUUUUAUAA